Molecule: messenger RNA, 2817 nt
Organism: Clupea harengus (Atlantic herring)
Lineage: Eukaryota; Metazoa; Chordata; Actinopteri; Clupeiformes; Clupeidae
Product: SH2 domain-containing protein 1B
Biological process (GO): regulation of signal transduction; regulation of immune response
Source: RefSeq, a predicted model, not a curated record
UAAUAUUAGGCUACAGGUGAAAAGGUGGUGGAAUAUUAUUUAUUGAAUACAAAUGUAUUUUAAUUAAAAAAAAUGGUAAAGUUUGAUUAGGUAGUCAUCAGGGAAUUCUAGUACAUCUAUUCAGAGGUUGCGGUCGAAUAGUCUUAACUGAGUCCUAAAUCUUAGUCCCAACUGAGUCAAAUGUCCUGGAACUAUGUAAGUGGCAGUCAUCCUUUACGUAAGGAAAGAAGAUAAUGCUGCCCCACAAUUCCUCUCUGCAGCAACAACAACCGAUUAUGACAAUAUGUGGCCUUUUCAUGUCUAUAUUUAUUUUUCUUCACAUCUUUCCUUGACCUCAUGACAUUUUCCAUCGAGGUCAAAGAAAAGUGGUUGGGAAAAGUGCACAGUGCACAGGUUUGUUGUUGCAUAUGUCUUUAUUGUCUUUGUUGAGAAAUCAUAGUCCCAAUCAAUGGAGAUAAUACCCUAACAUGCCCAAGGUAAACUCAGGAAAAUAUUAAAUCCAUACUUAAUAAAUUAAUAAAUGAAUGAAUACUUUAAACUUAUAUAGCGCUUUUUUAGGUACCCAAAGACGCUUUACAUAGAGCAAAGACAAAAAAAAAAAACACAAAAAAAGCAAACAAUGAAUGAAUAACAAUAGUUUGUUAGUUAUCAAAUAACUAAUCACAAAAACAAAUGGAUGAAUGAAAGUGUAAACACUCCUCAGAUAUCCCAACCUAGACAUUAAUUAGACCUACAAUGGAAGAUCUAGUAAUACUCUGUGGUUGGCCGUCUUUUCUGUGAACUUCUCAAUUCUGCCAACUAACCACACACACAAACAAGCUCACUUCCUGUGUGAAAGGCUAAAGGCUGAGACACAGACCAUUUGAAAGUAGAAGAGCAACUUGAGAUUGUGGAGACACUUUGUGCGGCCUAGUCUAGUGUGCACACAACACACAUGGACUAUGGACACCCCAGUUUAUCAUGGGCCCAUAAGCCGAACUACAUGUGAGGAACUGCUCUCAAAGAAAAACAAGGAUGGGAGUUAUCUCAUUAGAGACAGUGAAACCAUCGCAGGCGCUCUGUGCCUGUGCGUUUACAAACACAGGAUAGUUUACACUUACCGGAUAUUACAGACCCACCAAGGAUUAUAUACUUUACAGACCAGUCAAGGUGUUGAGGAAAGAUUUUUCACGAACCUGCAGGAUCUCGUCACACAUUAUAAGAAAAAAAACCAAGGCCUGGCCACUCAUCUUCGCCAUGGCGUGAAGAGGAAAGAGAUGCCACCGCCGUCCCCACACAUCCCUGACGAGGGGGCAGACUACGAGAAUGUAGAAGACAUGUCAGAGUAUGUUGUGGUCCUCCCAUCGUGAUGCAGCAAAUGAACAAUAUAUUCUCUGGUUGCUGUUGGCUCAGUGGAUUUGUCCCUUCUUCAUGUAGUACAUAAUGUACAUACUUUCAAAUAGUGACAAAAAAGUGACAUUUGUGGCUUAAGCUGCCAACAAGCGAGCAAUCACAAGGUAUUUUGUUUGUAUUUAUCUAACCCUAAAUUAGGUCAUUUAUGUUCAUAAUUUCUAUCAAAACAUAAAUUAACGUGUUUGUUUUACAGCCUUUUCUAAUGUACAGUAUGUGCACAUAUGACAUUCACGGCUUUGUAACAGUGCUUUCUUUUUGGAUGUUUAUGUUUUAACAGUACUCCCUUUAGGCUUUGUAUCUUCAGUAAUGCGGACCUUAAGUUUGGUUAAUGCAAUAUUUUCAAAGCUAUGUUAUUAGCAACCCAGGUAGUGCCUAUCACACAACAACGAGUGAAAGGGUUAAAGGGUCAACCCUUUAAGCAACAUUAUGUAACAAUUUCACCUAAAAAUAACAGCUUCAAAAUCAUUUUGGCAUUACGCUGACUUGUAAUAGAGAGAAUAAGGUCUGUGCCACUGCCACAGCAUGCCAGGUAUGCCUGUUAUUGCACUGGUAUGUACCUUUGGGAGACAGGGCAUGACACCUCUCGUGAAAACUAUGCAAUGCUUUAUGGCACCACCUCACGCAAAACAACAACUAGACCCCUCUGCUAGCUAUAAGAAGAAGCUAUCGCAGUAUUCUCUGUAUGGACAUCAUGGCAGAGGCGAUGAAACAUCUUAGGUAGACAUCGGAGGAUAGGAAGAAAAAAAGUGAGUAAUCGACAAAGAAACCGAAAAUAAGAGUCAGUCUCACACUGGCUUUUACUCAUUGGUGAGAGCUAGAAGAGACAAAAGCAUGCAAGUCAGAUGCCGAGCUGGCCUUCUUUCUGUUGGACUAGUCAGUAAUAACUGCCUCUUUUGUUGCACUUGCUUGAUGUCUGGCUGUAUUAGGAAAGUUGUCGGAUCACUAGUUUUUCGUCAUCAUCAACAGUGUACCACUGUCAAUAAGUGGGUCUCAAAGCGCAAUUUGUAUUAACGACAGUGGUGAAAGUGACCUACAUGCCGCAACUUUAGGGGAAGCUCAGAAGCAAACAAAUUACAAUUCUCUCAUAAUGGGGCUUUAAUACUAAAAAUCAACACGGGUUUAGACAAAUGAAAGGGGUAAAGGUCACCUAUAUACAGUAUACUGGACAACUGAUAGCUUAGGCUAAAUGUUAUACAAAAGGGAAAAAAAUACAGUCUCACAUUUAUGAGAUGGUAAGAGUGAUGGUUCAUGACUGUAUAUAGAACAGUUGUGCGACAAUCAAGGGGGAGAACUAAAAACAGCCUUGGUGACCACAGAGACCAAAUGAAAAACUAGCUUCUAACCAGACACAAUGCCAGCUAUGUUUCUGUCCGUCUUUCUGGAAAUGUUUGUACAUGAAACUAAAAGCACACUUAGACCUGUGUG